AUGCCCUCUGGCGGUUCUUCACAAACACCUUCUAUUCAACGGCUCCAGUCUCGGCAGAUUCUGUCACCUCAUACCAGACGCAGAGAGGGACACGACAGGAAACGUUCUAGGUUGAGCUUGGAAACAACCACCGCACUUGAUACGAUUGAAUACUGGAUGGACUUUGACAAUGACGAUGGUCUUCCCGAUAAAUCCAAGCCUCACUCCCAAUCACCACCGCCGGUGGAAGAAAAGGGUGCUGCCCCCAUCAUGGAGCAGAUAGUGCGUCCAACAUCCGUCACGGAAACCCGGGAAUCUACCGAUAACAUCGUGACUAGAAACGCACCAUCUGAUGUUCAAGGUUCAUCGUCCAUCAACCUCCGCGAGCAGCUUGCCGAUAUCGAUAUGGAACCGCCUCUAGAAGUACCCCUUCGUGAGGGGUUGUACUCGACGCCGCUUAGCUGGGAGCGCCCACAGCCCGGGCGGCACCCAGAGCCGACUGUCUCUCGUAGCCCACCCUUGAACGAAGAGGGAAAGGGCGGGUUGGCCACCACUACUACCAACCAAGGACGGGGCCCAGAUGGGAUUGGAUCUAACGUUCACAUCGAUUUCCACGGAACCAGUGAGACCACCCCUGUGGUAUUCGGCGCAUCAGAAGAGCCAGAAAUCAGACAGAGUUUGAAGUCCACGCCCCUAUUACGUCCGGCCCUAUUGCAGUCUUAUUCAGCACCACCCAACAUCCCUAGUAGUAGAAGUCAAAGGAGGCUGGACAAAAAGGGAGGAAAAGAAGAAACCAAAGCGGCCGACCGAGCUGCGCAUAACAAUAUUGAGCGAAAAUACCGAACCAACUUAAAAGACAGGAUCCUAGAGUUACAAAACGCGGUUCCCGCACUACGGGUAUCCCAAGACAAAGAUGGCGACGAUGACGAGGAAACACACCCGGGCAACCCCCCCAAAAUCAGCAAAAGCAUGGUCUUAACCAAAGCGACGGAGUACAUCCGCGACCUCGAACGUCGAAACAAGGAUCUUGUGGAGGACCAGCGCGAACUCGUACGGCGACUGCAGGUGGUUGAGCAGUUGCUGAGUUCGGUGGCGCAGCAGCAGACCGCCGCGACGUCAUCGACGACGUGUAGUAGGGUGUUGUUUGAUCCGAGGGGGUUUUGUUGA
Molecule: messenger RNA, 1146 nt
Organism: Dichotomopilus funicola
Lineage: Eukaryota; Fungi; Ascomycota; Sordariomycetes; Sordariales; Chaetomiaceae
Exons: 3
Coding region: 1-1146 (381 amino acids)
Molecular function (GO): protein dimerization activity
Source: RefSeq, a predicted model, not a curated record